AUGAGCUUUCUUACUCGAUCAGCAUCAUUGAUGCGCUCAGCGGCUGUUCGCCCUGCCCUUUUCGCGGCUCCACGGGCUCGUCAGCAAGUCCGCUUUGCAACCUCGGACUACGGUUCAGGUGCAGGCAACCCAGCUGGUGAGACCCCCGAGAAGCAGGGCAAGAACCGGAGCGAGCACCUCGAGCACCCUGGACCACCUCCACCAAAGGUUGCCAAGGGCAAGUCUUCUUCCUCGCCCAACGAGGACAGCUCGUCUGGCUCCAGCUCGCAGCAGAAGUCAUCAUCAGCAUCCGAGUCGCAAUCCAACGACGGUAGCAGCAAAUCCAGCAAACAAGGUGCGCAACCCAAAAUCCUCAACGAACGUGCGCCUCCAAAGGAGGAGCAGAGCGGGGACGUGAGGCGGCACAACGAGGAAAUGGAGCAGAGGACUGAGAAGAUACAUCAACAGGCUAGCAAGGAGGACAACACCAAAGACAAAGUACCGAAGAAGUUCUGGGCUGGUAAGUCCACCUACGCAUGA
Molecule: messenger RNA, 519 nt
Organism: Parastagonospora nodorum SN15
Lineage: Eukaryota; Fungi; Ascomycota; Dothideomycetes; Pleosporales; Phaeosphaeriaceae
Exons: 1
Coding region: 1-519 (172 amino acids)
Source: RefSeq, a predicted model, not a curated record